UAACGACGCGCUCUUGUGAAAUUCCUCUAACUUGUCACGAUUGGACAGUGGCGGUGGUUUUUUUUUCGGUGUGCGGAAACGAGGGGUCGCCACUUUUCUUUUUUUUUCCGCGUCAAGUUCGUGCCAGAAACUUUUUCUUCUCUCUCCUCUCCUCUUCUUUUUUUUUUAAAUAAGUGGGGCAGACAUUGGCAAGACGCUCACAAUGGAAGCCGCCGAAGCGACGUUUUGUGCCUCGUACUCUUCUUCCCGUUGACUUUCUGUUCUUUUAGUUUGGUUCGCCACUUUCGACUAACUUUUUUUCUUUAGCUUUUACGCCACAUUUCCGUUAUGCGAAGUCCAAACUGUUGUGUUGUCGACGUGCUGCGGUGGGUGCCCAUCCGAGAUAACGGAGAACUGAUUCUCAGCCGGUCUGGUAACUGCAAUGAAUGGUAACACAUUCCAUCCAGCCAACACCAGUGCAACAUCAGGAGGCGGCCCUGGCGUUGCAGCGCCCCCGAGAGGCUGGAGAGAGUUCUGCGAGCUGCACGCCAUCGCCACUGCGCGCCAACUUGCGGGACACUACCGGAGCUUUGCCAGGGAGCGCCCCCAACAUGAGGUCCUCCCGCCGGAGACGUUCUCCAAGCAGUUCACUGACCUCUUCCAGCAGCACUUCACAUACGAGGUCGAUAAAGAUGGCUCUCUCCUCCAGCAGAGCACUUGCCCCACUGCUGCCAGCAAUUCCGCUACGGUGGCCCCACCCAUUCCUUCGCAGACCGUGAUCGGUCGAUUACGGAUCACCUCUUUGUCUGGGGUGCAAGACUACCGGGAGGCGGGUCGACAAGCCGGAGGAGCCGCUCGCUUUGCGGUGGUGUCCCCCAAAGUUGAGCCGGUUGUGGUGUGCAGGGAGCAAGAGGAACUGCUGCGGUGUGCCCCAGGAAACCCCCGAUCAAGAAACCCAGUGCUGCUCAGGGGCUUGACCCGUAGUUUCGGAAGCGGGUCGGUGCUGUUCCGCAGCCGUAGUAACGAGGAGCUGUCCGGCACAGACAGUCGACAAGCAUCUGACUCCUCAGCCUCCAAUCCUGCACACGAUGUCACACACUUCUCCGUUAGUCAGAUUCGGCAAUCUGUCAGGCGGCUUUUUAAGAAACGGCCUCUUCCUAGGCCCCCCUCAUCACAGGACCUGUCUGCCAGCAACCCUACCCAUGCCGUCAUCAGCCCCUCAAACAGCCCCUCCUCUUUCUCACAAACCCGCUCUUCACUGAACUUUGACGCGGCGCCUGCAGCUUCACCGUCAUUAUCUGGAGUAGCUUCCAACUUCCUGGAUCGUUUCCGUUGGUUACGCAGGUCAGAGUUCAACAGCUGCUGUAAAGAAGGUCAGCUGAGGUACUUGCUCGUGGACGACACCAUCUCAGACUCGCAGCCGCGCUGGCAGCGCUGCCGCCUGCUGGUCAGGAGGAUCAGGGACGCUGAAGGCAGAGGAGGCGAGAGCUACCAGUUGGAGCUCUAUGAUCCUCCAAAGGCCUCCGGCCCCAAACUGACAACUCACUGCUCAGAUAUCCAAGAAGUCCGUCGCUGCAACCGGCUGGAAAUGCCCGACAACUUAAACACGUUUGUUUUAAAGGUUAACCGAGGCAGUUUGAUAUUUGAGACGGACAACGACCAGCAGGUCAGCUCCUGGACCACGGAGAUAAAAGAAUGCAUCAGCAACAGGUCGGCCGGUGUGGCCCUGGAGCCCCUCCCCUCCCCGGCUGACUGCUCUGUUUCGACCAAUCACAGAGCGAGCUUCGAUUUGGGAAUUCAGAGCGAGUGGCGACUCGGCUCCUCAAACCUGGUCCCACAAGCACGUCCUGUAACAAUUAGCUGCCCGGUCACCCUGACUCUGGGGGAGACCGUCCUCCAUAAGACGGAUCACUUCCUGUUUUCCUACCCAUGGUUCCACGGGCCCAUCUCCCGGGUCAAGGCGGCCCACUUGGUUCAAAGCUCGGGCGCAGAGGGACACGGCGUGUUCCUGGUGCGUCAGAGCGAGACACGGCGAGGAGACUACGUCCUCACCUUUAACUACCAAGGCAAAGCCAAGCACCUGCGCCUGUCGCUGACAGACGGCGGACAUUGCCGGGUGCAGCACCUGCGCUUCCCUUCCGUCAUGGAGAUGCUCAACCACUUCCAGCUCUCGCCGAUCCCGCUCGAUUGUGGAGCCGCGGGCGCCGUCACGCUGUCCAGCUUUGUGGUGGUGGGCUCCAAUCCUCCAUCACAAGGUCAGCACCGCUGGAACUCCGAGCCCAGCUUGGCUCACUGCAGCCUGUCUCGCAGCCAGCCGCAAUCUUCCUCGUCUACUUCCUCUUCCUCCACCUGCGCCGGCAGCGCUCAUGGUCCCGGCCCGCAGCCGUCUCCUCGCGCCAACGACCCGGCCCGGCCCCCGUCGGCGACCACCCCCCUGCGUCGCAGCGAGUCCAUGGGGAGGCGACCGCUGCUUCGCCACAGCAACCCGCACCCCCCCGUCAUCUCCCAGCGAGACUCGGACUAUGAGCUGGAGCCCGAGCGCGGCCGCAAGCGGGCCAUAGACAACCAGUACAUGUUGCUUUGACCUCUUAUGGAGCUGAGGCGCAACUGCAAGAGAAUGUGUGAUUCCUUGUCUGAUUUGGGAGGCUGUCAGGGGCGUCCACAGUGAAUGUAUGUCAAAUGUUCUUUUUUUUUUUUUUUUUUUUUGGGGAACAGUCUGGGCAAGCAAAGAAAACAUUUUUUUUAUUGAUUUUAUAAUAGCGCUAGAAGCUAGCAACUUCCCAACCAGCAGGGGGCAGCAAAAGAGCAGGAGUACCCGCCACAAUACAAUGAAAUGCUAGCUUAGCACGAGUCAAAGGUGAGUGCUGCACUUUUAUUUAUGAUCCACAAUGAAGUGGGAUGCAUUUUGUUGUUAUUUUGCUAGCUUUCUGGGCUUCUCUUUUAAGAAUACCAUUUAUUUUUUGGCACAACUCUUAUGUAAACGCAAACCCCUUCCCACUCUUGUUUUACAACACCCUAUUCUUUUUUUUUUAUAGCACAUUAUUUUAUUUUGAGGUGCUUUUGGCGAGACAUAGAAUGGGAUCAAGAUUAAGAAGUUCCGUCAAUAACGUCUUAGUUGCGUCGACAGCACAAAAUUCAACUUUUUAUGUUUGGGGAAAUUGGAAUUUAGACCUACUUAUUAGGGAAUAUUAAUGGCCAUAAUGAUCAGUCAAUUCAUUGAGAAUGGUACUGCACGACUUGGCCACAACCAGCAAAGGCGCUGUUGAGUCAGUGUCACGUGACAACAUUUCCCGUUUAAGGGUCAUAAAUACAAAAAAAGAGGAGACAAGAAAUGUUGAUAGGUUAGUGUUUUGGGGGGGGGAAGCUUGGUGGACUAGUAGUUAGCAUGAGUGUUCACUAUAUUAGAAAAUGACAUAACAUUCGAACCCAAACUCCUAAUAUUUCUCUGAAAUGUGGACCGUCACAUCUUCCAGUGGUGUAGUACCAGGACUGACGUGUUGGAAGCGCAGUGUGCUGUAGGCCCAAGAUGAGUGCCGGAAAAUAAACCGAAGAAGCCACGCUAAUACAUCUUUUAUGUCCACCCGGGGGGUUAUUUAUUGCCGACUCUAUCGCAUUCCUUAGCACUAGUGUAUCUGCCAUAUAUUAACGAGUUGGUCGUCCAUUUUUAUAAAGUAUGAAUAUGUCGCCGUACAUUUUUUUCUUCGUUACUUCAGGCUUCUUCAGUCAGCUCGCUUCCUGAUUGGCCAUUGUCAUUCCACGUGACCAGCCUGACGUCUAGCGUGUUGACAGCAUUAUUAGUAUUUAAUAUGACGUCAUAUUCCCAUCCCUUUUAAUCGACGCUUACUUAAAAUCCAUUUAAAGUUGCUACAAUGAACUAACGGACUCAUUUUUUUUAAGUUCGUGCCCCUUAUGUGCCUCAUGCUGCGUUCAGUUAAAACCGCCAUUACUCUUUAGACUAAUCAUUGUAGUCAAGCAUUAAGUUGUGUAAAGCGCCCCAUCACUGCUCACAUUAACAACUAAUAGCAAGAAAAAGGAAGCCAUUCUUAUUCUUUGUUCAAUAGACCUCACCACAUCCAUGUUUUCUGCUAAAACCAAAAGCGCUUUAAACCAAAGCAAGUAAGCAUUUUCCUGGGAAAAUGUGCCUUAAAAAUAUAAGCUUUAUGUUGGUGGAGUCUGCGCUUAAACACUAACGUCCGAUUUAGUUUCACCGUUGCAUUAAUUAUCCGACCAACUUUCAUGAACUAUUCCAAUAAAAGUGACACACCAGCUGAUGUAUUCCAGCAACUGUAACAUGUUGACCAAUCAGGAAUUUCUCUUUACUACUAAGUGGAUACAAAACAAAGAGUGAGGGUGUAGGAACGUCGAGCAAUAAUAAUUUAUAAACUACCAUAUUACAUUUAUAACCUCACACAUAGAGAUAAUUUGUGGGUUAAUGUAUUUUGGGGGGCUUUUUACAACAGUUCCUCUGAGGUCUUUCUUUCUUUUAUUUGCAUCAAAUGCCCUCUUUUUCAUUGUUCUCCUGCUUUUUUUCAUUUGUAUUCCCAUUUCAAAGUUUCGUUAGCCCCCAUCCCAUCAUUGUGCCUUUAUUUGAAGAAAAAUGUCCAAAUGACUUUUUUGUACGUGUUCUCAAUACUGUUUGUGUUUUUACCUCAGCACUGUAAAGCUCCACCUUGACAACAACCACGAAGCUUCCUAAAAAAACACUUGUGUUGUCUUUGCAAUCCAUUUCAUUCAGCCUUUUAAAUUAUAUAUCAACUGUAUAUCUGACUAUUUUGUAAAAUAAACCUAACCAGACUAAAACCUUA
Nerophis lumbriciformis (worm pipefish) is the source of this 4784-nucleotide messenger RNA. It is a transcript of the gene sh2b3, whose product is annotated as SH2B adaptor protein 3. Gene Ontology annotation, molecular function: transmembrane receptor protein tyrosine kinase adaptor activity. Gene Ontology annotation, biological process: intracellular signal transduction. NCBI's taxonomy places the organism in Eukaryota, Metazoa, Chordata, Actinopteri, Syngnathiformes, Syngnathidae. The record is from RefSeq and is a predicted model, not a curated record. Gene Ontology annotation, cellular component: plasma membrane.